This is a messenger RNA of Aspergillus heteromorphus CBS 117.55, 3922 nucleotides long. RefSeq names its product putative Rho guanyl nucleotide exchange factor (Rom2) (gene rom2). The coding region runs from base 186 to 3749 and encodes 1187 amino acids. Gene Ontology annotation, biological process: intracellular signal transduction. The transcript is spliced from 3 exons. Lineage: Eukaryota; Fungi; Ascomycota; Eurotiomycetes; Eurotiales; Aspergillaceae. The record is from RefSeq and is a predicted model, not a curated record. Gene Ontology annotation, molecular function: guanyl-nucleotide exchange factor activity.
UUCUCCUUACUCCACGAUUCGAACGAUUAUCCCGCGACGCUCUGCACGCCCUCCACGACCGGCUUCGACACCCUUCCUCCUACCCACCUUACCUUGCCACCGUCUACCGUCGGGUGCCGCCCAAUUCUCUCGAUCUCUCCAGGAGAUAAUCCCGUCCAAAGGGUAAAGAGGGGGCACCAUACACCAUGGCCGAUUUAGGGGGUCAGCAAGGCCGGAACUACCGGCCCUACGGCCAUCCCUCCGCCUUCCAGCGUGAUGCAGCGUAUUCCGAGAUCUUUGGCGGAGCACCGCCACCUGGACGCUCUCAAACGAUGACCUCCCAGACUCCCCAGUUCUCCCAGGAUCGGGCUCAUACAAUGUCCUCACACGUGCCGCACCCGCAAAUGCAGAGGGGCCCGCCACCUCCCGCACGCCAGAUGCAGAAUGGUUAUGCACAGGGGACUCCGAACGGUUACUACCAACCAUAUGCCGGAAGCGCAGCGACAAUGACCUCUCAACACCCUUCGCAGCAGGCCCCGCGACCAUACCCCGGGCGCUUUGCUUACCCCCAGCCUCAGCGGUUGGACUCAUCGAACCCUGGGCCUCAGUAUCCGGAUGCGAAGGGUUUUGCUCGGCCGAUACCCCACCCCGCCUUGAACUCGGAUGCUUCCAGGUCACGGUCAAUGGCAAGAAUGGGAGGACCACCGACCUUCCAGCCGCAAACUAGUGGCUUGAAUCACACGUCUGCGAAGUUCUCCCGCGAGCGCCCGUAUAACGCGGCAGCCCCGAUGACAGCCCAGGGGCGAGUUGUGCCGGAAAGACCUCACGACCAGCGCACUAUGUCGUUGACCACAUACUCUACGGAUCGAGAGCAUGCCCAUACGACAAGCAAUGGAGGGCGAGUGAUUCCGAAUAGGAGACAACCCUCCGGUCCAAGCCCACCCCCAGCAAACUCGUACCCUGUGGACGCGCCGCCCGCUCCCAAAACCAGCGGAAGAGGUCGGCCCCCGAGUGACGGUUCCACGAAUUCACGCUCUAUGUCGAUGGCAUCAACGGUGGCACCAGAUCGUACUAUGAGCAUGCAGAGCACAAUCGCACCAAAGACAAGCAACCAAACGACUCUUGUCGCCAGCAAUUCUCGUCGGAGUAAGGUCCCGCUAGUUUACCCGGCUCUGCUGUCACGAGUUGCAGAUGUCUUCCGUGAGAGGAUUGCGCUCGGGGAACGGCAGAAGAACGGAUUGUCAUAUCAGAAUGCUUUCACCGGUGCGGAGGCGGUGGACUUGAUCGGGUACAUCAUCAAGACCUUGGACCGAAACUUGGCUCUUCUGCUGGGACGCGCUUUGGAUGCGCAGAAGUUCUUCCACGAUGUGACCUAUGAUCACCGUCUGCGUGAUGCGCCCGGUGAGCUCUACCAGUUCAAAGAGACUAUGGGAGAGGAAGCGCCCAGCUCGGAGGUGAAUGGAGUUUUCACGCUAUUGACUGAAUGUUACUCGCCCACGUGCACUCGCGACAGUCUUUGCUACUCAAUCGCUUGCCCCAGAAGGUUGGAGCAGCAGGCUAGGUUGAACCUGAAGCCGCAGCCGGGACUGCGUUUGUCUGCUUCUAAGGGCAGUCUGCACGGGGACGACGAUAAUGACAACCAAAAGCUGUGGAUCAACAUGGUUCCUAAGGAGAUCUCUGAUGGUAUUGACGACCGCGAAAAGAAACGCCAGGAAAUCAUCUUUGAGAUUAUGUACACGGAACGUGACUUUGUGAAGGACCUGGAAUACCUGCGAGACUUCUGGAUGAGGCCGCUGCGUUCUGCGGGCAACACCAAUCUUUCCCCAAUCCCGGAACAUCGACGCGAAAAGUUUAUCCGCACGGUGUUUGGAAACUGCUUGGAGGUCUUGAAGGUCAACGGUGCAUUGUGCGAGGCCCUCAACGCGAGGCAGAAAGAGAGCCACGUCGUAAGGACCGUCGGUGAUAUCUUCCUGCAACACGUGCCACGUUUUGAUCCUUUCAUCAAGUACGGUGCCAACCAGUUAUACGGCAAGUACGAGUUUGAAAAGGAAAAAGCUUCGAAUCCAGCAUUUGCAAGAUUUGUUGAAGAGACGGAGCGCCUCAAAGAGUCCCGGAAGCUGGAACUCAACGGAUACCUGACCAAACCAACCACUCGUCUAGCAAGAUACCCCUUGCUGCUGGAACAGGUUGCGAAGAACACAGCGGACGACAAUCCCGAUAAGCAGGAUAUCUCGAACGCAGUCAAGUUGAUCAAGGAUUUCCUGUCCCGCGUCAAUACCGAGAGCGGAAGAGCCGAGAACCACUUCAACCUAGUGCAACUUGAUUCGGCGUUGAAGUUCGGCCCGGGUGACUUUGUCGAUUUGAAGCUCACGGAAGAGAACCGCCAGAUGCUGACGAAGAUGGCGUUCAAGAAGACCCCCACCGACAGCUCCGAGGUCACUGCGUAUCUGUUCGAUCAUGCAGUUCUCCUGGUGAGAAUCAAGGUUGUGAACAAGCGUGAAGAGUAUCGCGUCUAUCGCAAGCCAAUCCCUCUGGAGCUUCUAGUCAUUGCUCAGAUGGAAGAAGUGGUCCCGAGGGUGGGCAUCGCCAAGCGGCCUUCCUCCAGUCUACUUUCUAAUAAGGUUGCCGCCAACCCCCCUUCUACCAAAGAUGGACUUCCCAUCACUUUCCGACAUCUCGGCAAGGGUGGUUACGAACAGACUUUGUACGCCACUUCCCCGACGCAGCGGAGAAAGUUCAUCGAAAUGGUCCAGGAACAGCAGAGCAAGCUCAGAGAGCGGAAUAGCAAUUUCUACAACAAGACUGUUCUCUGCGAGAACUUCUUCACUUCCGUCAAUCGGGUGAACUGCCUUGUUCCAGUUGAUGGUGGCAGAAAGCUGGUGUAUGGUACAGACAGCGGCAUCUACAUCUCUGACCGAUGGCCCAAGGAUAAGUCUGCCAAACCCAGAAGGGUUCUGGAUGUCAGUCAGGUUACCCAGAUGGAUACUCUGGAGGAGUAUCAACUACUCUUGGUCUUGUCGAACAAAACAUUGUCAUCGUACCCCAUGGAGGCUCUUGAGAUAACCGAGGGUCAAAACACGAUGGCCAAGCGGCCUAAGAAGAUCCAGGGGCACGCAAACUUCUUCAAGGCUGGCAUCGGGCUCGGUCGCCACCUGGUGUGUUCUGUCAAGACCUCUGCUCUGUCGACGACUAUCAAAGUUUAUGAGCCCAUGGACAAUUUGGCGAAGGGCAAGAAGAAGUCUGCCGUUAGUAAGAUGUUCCAGAGUGGUCAGGAUAGUCUGAAACUCUUCAAGGAAUUCUACAUCCCCGCAGAAUCCUCUUCGAUCCACUUCCUCCGUUCAACCCUCUGUGUUGGCUGUGCACGUGGUUUCGAGGUCGUCAGUCUUGAGACCACGGAGACGCAGUCCCUUCUGGAUCAGGCAGACACCUCCCUCGAUUUUGUUGCGCGCAAGGAGAACGUAAAGCCGAUCCAUAUCGAACGGAUGAACGGAGAGUUUCUUCUCAACUACAGUGACUUUUCAUUCUUCGUGAAUCGCAACGGUUGGCGUGCCCGCCCCGAUUGGAGGAUAUCCUGGGAGGGUAACCCGAACGCAUUCGCACUCUCCUACCCUUACAUACUUGCAUUUGAGCCGAACUUCAUCGAAAUCCGGCACAUUGAAACGAGCGAGCUGGUCCACAUCAUGACCGGAAAGAACAUUCGCAUGUUGCAUACUUCCACCCGAGAGGUGAGUUUUCUCGGAUCCACGGACAUCCUUUAUCUACUAUGCUAACGCGGAACCAGAUUCUUUAUGCCUACGAAGACGAAUCGGGUGAAGACGUGGUGGCCAGUUUGGAUUUCUGGAACAAGCCGCAGCAACACUAGGCUAAUCGCGAUAGGCAGAUGAUACGAGAAAUGGCUCCUGUUCCUUCAGUACUUUUGACUCACUUAGAAUGGCCCCUUUGA